Molecule: messenger RNA, 3771 nt
Organism: Xiphias gladius (swordfish)
Lineage: Eukaryota; Metazoa; Chordata; Actinopteri; Istiophoriformes; Xiphiidae
Gene: iqch
Product: IQ motif containing H
Molecular function (GO): protein binding
Source: RefSeq, a predicted model, not a curated record
GAUUUGUAACGGUAGUUAGCUAUUACAAGUCGUCAAUAUGAUAUCGUUACAAAUGUUUAAGUAAUAUUAUUAAACCCCAUAUUCAAAAAAAUGUCUGACACGCUUGAAAACGAAGAUGAGUUGGGAGCAGUUUUGGUUCAGGUUCAAGAUGAUUUGAGACAACUCAGAUGUAGUCUUGAGAAACUCAGUGUUAGUGAGAGGGGCAAAACACUGAACAUUCAAGCCCUGGACAAUGCCAUUCGUAAGACAGAGAGCAGUAUCAGGAAACAUGCAGAGGAUUAUCUGAAAACAGUGACUGAGCAACUGCUGGUUCUUCCAAGAAUUGAAGACUUACAAAAAAAGACUGUGCAGCUUCCCAAAUGGAAACCUGCUGGUGAGUUUCCCAGAUGUGUGUCCACAAAGGAAGACCCUCCAGGGGCUUCACCUGGGGAAAAGCACAAGUCACCGUUAGCCAUGCGUUUGCUGUGUAAUCCUGCUCACCCAAACAACAGAGCCAUUAUGUACCAGAAAUGUGGGCUAUCACUGCCUGAUAUCCACAAGAGGAGCACAAAUGCAGUUCAGGCAAAACAUCACAGAAUAAUCACUGCCCCACGGUUGAGACUUCAAGCCUUUGGAUCAAAGGGCCGUAACAGCCUGGCAAUAACUGAACAAGACACAGGGACAGCGCCAGAUACAAGUUUGUUUUGUAUGUCGAUCCAGCACAAGGUUGCCUCUCUUCACCCCAGAGAGGAUUCAUAUUCUUCUAAGAUAGGUCUGAUAGGCUCGAAGUCCAUGUGUCAUAGGCAUUUGAAAUGGGAAACAGAACCUGGAUCCACCUACGAAAAAACAGGCAGCAAAUGCACACCACUCAGGAAAACCAAGACACAGCCUCCCUCAGCAACCUCCAAGAGCAUGGACCAUGGGAGUAUGAUGCAAGGCACCAACGAUCUUAUCCCUAAAAGCCCAGAGAAUCUACCUGUGCCAGUCCCAGUAAACAUCAGCAAAUACCCCUUUACAAUAACAGAGGGAAGGAUCAACCCCAUGGCAGCUGAUUUCUGUCACUUCAAGCAGAGCUUUAGCUUGUGCUGGAGCAGUGUGGUAUAUACUCUGGAGGGCCUAAAAAAGCUGCUCAGGGACUUUGCUGUGCCUGUAGCCAACGUGAGUGGGGAACGGCUAGUGGAGUUCGCCCAUGGUUGGGAUAAUGGUUGGAGAAAGGCUCCUCCAGUGAUUGGCCUCCUCUCAGUGCUUGAAAACUGGGAGGAGGUAUCGGGUCUGGUCUUACGCCCAGGUCAGCGCUACAAAGGAGAGGGAGGCCUUGAGGCGGCUGCCAUCCACAUCCAGUCCUGCUGGAGAUGCUACGUAGCCCGGACAGCCUACCUGCGCCACUGCCGGCGCAAGUGGGCGGCAGGGACCAUCAGCAUCUCAUGGUUGAUGCACACUCAGAUCCGUCGUGUCAGGAAGGCCUUGCAGGCCCGGCGUUUUAGACAGCUGGAGAAUUACCGCAGCAGAGCACAGCAUCUGGCAAACAACUGGAAACACAUCCAGUCCUCCAAGAGGACCAUUAUCCACAUCCCUUCAUUAGGAUACUCUCAGAGCCAGCGACUGAACUUGAGGGGAUUUGACAUCCUACAGAACAUCCAAAUAAACAGGCUGUGUGAUAUUAGAGAUGAAAAUGUGGAGGUGAUCUACAUAUGCCCCCGGCAUCUGGGGGAGGACAUCUUGCACUAUUACACCAGCCUCCUGAAGUGUGAUAGAGCCACAGACGGGGCUAAUAGUGGAACUACUAAGGCCUCAUCCUGCUUCAGACGCUUUAUCAUCCUCACACCUGAUGCUGUAGAUUAUUUCCCGACCCAUAACAUGUGCCUGUCUACGCUCCUAAAAUACAGUCCACGCACGCUGAAGCGCAUCAGGAACUUGAUCCAGGGAAAACAAGCCUAUAUUGUGGGUGGUGUGGCCCACGUGGAUGACCUGGCAGUGGCUGAUGAGCUGGGAGUGCCAAUCCUGGGGCCAGAACCGGCUAUUGCAGAGCUCUAUAGCACCAAGUCAGGAGGGAGGAGGAUCUUCACCGGGGCAGAGGUUGAUGUACCCCCUGGUCAAGGAGACAUUUAUUCACUAAACCAGCUUCAUGAAACGCUGGCUGAGCUUAUGACUCAAAACUUUGAUGUGCAGCGCUGGCUCUUCAAGAUAGACUCAGAGCACGGUGGCCGUGGCACAGCAUACUGUGAUAUAUGCCAUCUUAGAUGUUAUAACUGGGCCCUGCAGCAAUACCAUCGCUAUGGUCCUGAGCUAUGGAACACAAAAUGGAUUCAGGAGUCUCUGCUGCUCAGAUAUUCAGAUGAGAUCCCAGAGUGGCUGGCCCGUUACGCCCAACCUGCUAAAACCUCCUGCUAUCCCAACUGGGCCUGCUUCCUGAAGACCUUCCUCAGGCAAGGCGGUGUGGUGGAGGCCUACCCCCCUUCAGACAGUGUCACCUGUCUGACAGUAGAUCUGCUUCUGGAGCCCGGGGGUGAGGUGACCAUGCUGUCCUGUGGAGACCAGCUUCAUGGGUCCUGUCAACUGGAAGCUAUAGUUUCCACUGUUCCUCAGACCUCUGUACACCCAGAGACCUUGCACUCCAUCUGCAUGUGUGUGGGCCAGGCUUGUCUGCAGCGCCUUAUCGUAGGUUAUGUCUCCGUGGACCUGGCUACCUUUUUGAACCACAACACCAUGGAGCAGAAGGUGUGGGCUAUUGAUCUGGAUCUCACAUACAGUGACCAGCUGGCCAUGACCCAGAUGCUUCUGAUGAUGACUGGAGGAACGCUGAAUUGCCGCGCAGGCUGUUUAGAAGUGCCAAUGCCAAUCAGAGAGAAACGCUGCGAACACCAGAUUGCUGCCAAACCUCCUGUGGUUAAUCGUUUUGCAGUUAUUGGGAGCCGCUUGUUUCACUCUAACCUUUCCAUGUUGUACCAUAAUGUGUUCUUUAAGAUGUGCAAGGCUCAUGGCAUAGGAUUUAACAUGAAGAGGAAGCAGGGCACUGUGUUCGCUCUUUACGACAGCAGUGAGCGAUGCAGCAUUGGAAUGAUAACGGUCUGUGAGGAUCUCCGGGGAGCUCUAGUGACCUUUGCUCGGAAUCUGUCAGUCAUUCAUCAGGAAAUAUCAUCUUGUAAAAUGCAAGGAGAAACCAAUUUCAAGGAGCGUAUCAAGGAUAUAGAAGAUGUGCUGCAGAGGACUGUUCAGAACAAGCUGCAAGCGAUGAGGGAUAAACCUGCUGCUUAGACAGCCGCUUCACCAAUAAGCUGGCUUUACUCUCACCAAGUUAAGACAUCAUGUCUUUGCCAUCUUUAAGGCCUUAUUACACUGUCAAUGUGUGAACCUUGGAGAUGAAUCUAUGUGGAGAAAACAUAUUGCCAAAUAAAUACCUGAAAAACAUUGUCAGAAUGUGACACGAAGCUUUAUAAAAACUAUUUUUGUGAUCCUUUUAAACUGUCGAAAUAUACAGUCCUUUAAUAUUGGAAAACAAACACAGUAAACUGUGGGCUUGGUAAUUCCGCAGGGGAAUGAUUAGGCUUCAUAGACGUAUUCAUGUAUUAACAGCAUAAAAAGCAGUUUCAUCUUGCGCUUUAGAGUAUCUUGAAUUUGUGCCCAAAUAAAUACCACAGAGAUGAGUAUCAGUAUAUUGUUCAGUGAUACUAGAUAUGCUGAGAAGUCCCAUAAUACACUGCAGCUGCAAACCAUAUCUUACUUUGGACCGCUGAAGAAAGUGAUUGAUGUUGGCUAUAAUCUGAUUUUCAAAGGAUAUGUUUGUUAAGUUGA